Messenger RNA from Nipponia nippon (crested ibis), 1353 nucleotides. RefSeq names its product glycine receptor alpha 1 (gene GLRA1). The record is from RefSeq and is a predicted model, not a curated record. Gene Ontology annotation, cellular component: plasma membrane; postsynaptic membrane. Gene Ontology annotation, molecular function: glycine binding; extracellularly glycine-gated chloride channel activity; transmembrane signaling receptor activity. Gene Ontology annotation, biological process: chloride transport; monoatomic ion transmembrane transport. NCBI's taxonomy places the organism in Eukaryota, Metazoa, Chordata, Aves, Pelecaniformes, Threskiornithidae.
AUGUGCAACGUCAACGCGCUCGGAGUCUACGUGUGGGAGACGAUCGUUUUCUUCAGCCUGGCAGCCUCCAAAGAAGCUGAAGCAGCAGCACGAUCUGCCCCCAAACCCAUGUCUCCUUCCGACUUCUUGGAUAAGUUGAUGGGGCGAACUUCAGGAUAUGAUGCCAGGAUCAGGCCAAAUUUUAAAGGCCCACCAGUGAAUGUCAGCUGCAACAUUUUCAUCAACAGCUUUGGUUCGAUUGCAGAAACAACUAUGGAUUACCGGGUGAACAUCUUCCUGCGACAGCAGUGGAAUGACCCACGGCUGGCAUACAACGAAUACCCUGAUGACUCUCUGGACCUGGACCCCUCUAUGCUGGACUCCAUCUGGAAGCCUGACUUGUUCUUUGCUAAUGAGAAAGGGGCCCAUUUCCAUGAGAUUACCACAGACAACAAGCUUCUGAGGAUCUCCAGAAAUGGCAAUGUCCUCUACAGCAUCAGGAUCACACUGACUCUGGCCUGCCCCAUGGACCUGAAGAACUUCCCCAUGGACGUACAGACAUGCAUCAUGCAGUUGGAAAGCUUUGGCUACACAAUGAAUGAUCUCAUAUUUGAGUGGCAAGAAAAAGGAGCCGUGCAAGUUGCUGACGGGCUGACUUUGCCUCAGUUUAUCCUCAAAGAAGAAAAAGACUUGAGAUACUGCACAAAGCACUACAACACAGGCAAGUUCACCUGUAUAGAAGCUCGUUUCCACCUGGAGCGGCAGAUGGGCUAUUACUUGAUCCAGAUGUACAUCCCCAGCCUCCUUAUUGUCAUUCUGUCCUGGAUCUCCUUCUGGAUCAAUAUGGAUGCUGCACCUGCUCGUGUUGGCCUUGGGAUCACCACAGUGCUCACUAUGACCACGCAGAGCUCUGGUUCCCGAGCAUCACUGCCCAAGGUGUCCUAUGUGAAGGCCAUAGACAUCUGGAUGGCCGUGUGCUUGCUGUUUGUGUUCUCCGCACUUCUAGAGUACGCUGCUGUCAACUUCGUGUCUCGGCAGCACAAAGAGCUGCUCAGGUUCAGAAGGAAGAGGAGGCACCAUAAGGAGGACGAUGCUGGUGAAGGCAGGUUCAACUUCACUGCCUACGGGAUGGGACCAGCUUGCCUACAAGCCAAGGAUGGCAUCUCCGUCAAGGGCGCCAACAACAACAACACGGCCAACCCGGUCCCCCCGCCGUCCCGCUCCCCCGAGGAGAUGCGAAAGCUCUUCAUUCAGCGAGCCAAGAAGAUCGACAAGAUCUCACGCAUCGGCUUCCCUAUGGCAUUCCUCAUCUUCAACAUUUUCUACUGGAUCAUCUACAAGAUCGUCCGCAGAGAGGACGUGCACAACCAGUGA